Messenger RNA from Tripterygium wilfordii, 3588 nucleotides. Its product is annotated as kinesin-like protein KIN-14L. The transcript has 20 exons. The record is from RefSeq and is a predicted model, not a curated record. Gene Ontology annotation, molecular function: microtubule motor activity; microtubule binding; ATP binding. Bases 157 to 3246 code for a protein of 1029 amino acids. NCBI's taxonomy places the organism in Eukaryota, Viridiplantae, Streptophyta, Magnoliopsida, Celastrales, Celastraceae. Gene Ontology annotation, biological process: microtubule-based movement.
CUCGGUCCCGUUUCAACAAAAAUAGAAUCAGAUACUCGGUGAGUGAGUACUCUCUGCUACCAUCGCUCUCUUCUUCUCUCUAUAUCUUGUUUAGUGGUUUUGCUGGGAUCAGAGAAAGACCCAGAGAGAAAGAACGGACAAGAAGAUUGGGUAGGGAUGGGUGAGGGUGAAAGAACAGGGAUGCAUGACCUCAAUUUGACUUCAAGAAAAGCUGAAGAAGCUGCUUGGAGGCGAUUCGAAGCAGUGAAGUGGAUCGAGAGCCUUGUAGGCCCUGUUGGUUUUUCCAGUCAACCAUCAGAGAGAGAGUUCAUUUCUCGCUUGAAAAAUGGAAUGGUUCUGUGCAAUGCCAUUAACAAGAUCCAGCCUGGUGCAGUGCCAAAGGUUGUGGAGAAUCAUUCACCUUUGCAAUCAAUCACCCAAGAAUCACAGCCAUUACCGGCCUAUCAGUACUUUGAGAAUGUUAAGAAUUUUCUGGCGGCAGUUGAAGAAUUGAAGCUGCCUGCCUUUGAAGCUUCUGAUCUUGAAAGGGACACAUUGGAGCUGGGGUCAGCGAGCAAGGUUGUUGAUUGCAUAUUAGCCCUCAAAUCAUACCAUGAGUGGAAGCAGAAAAAUGGAGGGAAUGGAUUUUAUAAGCAUGUGAGAUCUCCCAUGGUUAUGCAUUCUACAAGUUCGAAGCAAUCUCGGUCCUUGGCUGUCAUCUCAUCGGGCUCUCGCAGACGCUUGGACUUGUCUCCUGCACCUGAGAAACCUUUACCUGCAGAUGGUGAACAUCGAAAACUUGAAGAUCUAAUUGCCAAGGUCCUUGCUGAACAUAUGGACGGCAGAAAGGAAAAUAUUGACGACAACUUUCUUGUUUCCUUCAGUAAUCAAAAUCUGGAUCCACUCAAUUUAUUCAGCAUAAUUACAGAUUGUUUGGAUGAACGACUUCAAAAAGAGUACCCUGAGAUGAAGUUUGAAGAUUUUCUGAAGGAAGAACAUGGUUUCCCAGCCCACACGAUAUCCAUCCCUGUAGAGGAUAUAUCUCUCCUUGGAGCGUCAAAGUGUUGCCGAGCUUGCUUGAGAAAGGGUAACUGCAAUCACCGGCAGUUAUUUCAAAUGCAAGAAAAGGAACUUCUGGAUCUAAGGGAAUUGUUGUCAACCACGAAAAGGGAGUUUGCAGACCUACAAUCACAGUUGGAGACAGAUUUGAGAGAGCUUAGCGCUCAAGUAGAAGAGAUGUCUACUGCUGCUCAGGGAUAUCACAAAGUAGUGACAGAGAACAGGAAUCUAUACAACAUGGUUCAGGAUCUGAAAGGAAAUAUUCGAGUCUACUGCAGAAUUAGGCCUGCUUUCAAUGCUGAAGCUAGGAAUGUUAUAGAGUAUAUAGGAAAUGAUGGAUCAUUAGUGAUUUUGGACCCAUUGAAGCCCCAAAGAGAUGGUAGGAAAGUUUUUCAGUUCAACAGGGUAUUUGGACCCUUAGCUACCCAAGGUGAGGUCUACACAGACACCCAGCCAUUAAUCAGGUCUGUGAUGGAUGGUUACAAUGUAUGCAUUUUUGCUUAUGGUCAAACUGGAUCUGGAAAAACUUAUACCAUGAGUGGUCCAUCCGGUGGAUCAGCCGAGGAUAUGGGAAUUAAUUACCUAGCUCUCAAUGAUCUCUUCAAGAUGUCGAAUAUGAGGAAGGACAUCAUAAGUUAUGACAUUCACGUUCAAAUGGUUGAAAUCUAUAAUGAGCAAGUGCGAGACCUUCUUGCAGAAGAUUCAUCGACCCCCAAGUUAGAGAUUCGAAGCUGCACCAGUGACAAUGGCUUUAGUCUUCCAGAUGCUACCAUACACUCUGUGAAGUCUACUACUGAUGUUCUCAAUCUGAUGAAACUCGGUGAGGUGAAUCGCGUUGUCAGUUCUACUGCAAUGAAUAACCGGAGUAGUCGUUCUCACAGUGUCUUGACAGUCCACGUGCAAGGCGAGGAUACAUCUGGAGGCAGUAUUCGUAGUCGUCUACAUUUGGUAGACCUUGCAGGUAGUGAGAGGGUUGACAAAUCAGAAGUUACAGGAGAUAGGCUCAAGGAAGCACAGCAUAUCAAUAAGUCUCUCUCUUGUCUUGGAGAUGUAAUCACAGCUUUGGCUCAGAAGAAUUCUCAUAUCCCUUACAGAAAUAGCAAACUCACAUUGCUGUUGCAAGACUCGUUAGGUGGGCGUGCAAAAACAUUAAUGUUUGCUCAUGUGAGUCCGGAAGGAGAUUCUUUCGGGGAAACUGUCGGCACAUUGAAGUUUGCUCAAAGGGUUUCCACAGUUGAACUCGGUGCUGCUCGUGCAAACAAAGAAAGUAGUGAAGUUAUGCAGCUCAAGGAACAGAUUGAGAGUCUUAAAAAGGCCUUGGCAGACAAGGAAGCACAUAGUGCACAGUUCAGUAAAACGAAUGAACUAAGAUCUCCAAGCGAGAGACCGAAAGGAAUGAUUGAUCGAACUCCUCCACGUGCUCGUAGAGUGAGCAUUGAGAAUUGUAGUGCCACAAAAACUGAGAAACUAGAAGCAAUCACUGAGCAAACUCCACGUGUUCGUAGGCUGAGCAUUGAGAAUUGCAGCACCACAAAUUCUGUGAAACCAAUGAAUUCUGAUUGCAGAAAAGUACUAAAAACACCUACUGUACCAGCUAGAGCUGGGAGAUUAAGCUUGGAAGGUCCAAGAUACGGCCCUAAAGAUAAUGUUUCACGUAGCAUUGGCAAGACAUCGGAAAAUUCCAACAAUGACAGUUCAACGAUGGAAAUUUAUCGUCCUAAAGCUCGUCUUAGCCCCACUACUAUUCCCUAUCAAACAAGUGUUCUCAGAACAGAUGGUAAGACUCGUAUUCCAACUCUUCAGCUGCCAAAGACACCUGAACGACAAGCACGCUCCACAAACGAGAUUGAGAUUGUGAUGCAUAAUGAAACUAUGUCUGCUAAUACACAGAAAGGGAAGUUGAUUAGCAGCAGCACAACUGGAAAAGGUUUACAAAUCAGAAAAUCCCUACGAACCAUUGGAAAGUUGAUUAAUGGCUCUGAAAAGAGGAACCAACAGAAGGAGAGGGAAGCAGACUCCCCCAUCGUUGACACAAGCAAUCUGAAAUCACCAACAAUUACGGCUAGUGCAAGAGCAAUGAGGAGGCAGUCGCUUACCGGAAUCCAAUCAUCGCGAAGUUCUUCUCUUGGAGAUGCCAAUGACAGUAGGAGGAAUGCAAAGACACCUCCUCCAGUGUCAUCAACAAAAAUGACCAAGCCAUGGAUGUAGAUCAGUUACAGAAAGGAAGCAAAAGAAGUCUGCCAAUGGCGCUUUGACUCGAAGCGUGUCCAAUAGCCGUAGUAAGGGAGUUGUCAAAGAUUGAGCAACCAAUAAAUUCUUGUAAACAUGAUUCGAAAACUGUGUUAAUAGACAGGUAGGUAGUUUGUUCAUGUUCAGUAGGAGGCCUUAGGCUGCAGGAAAAAGAAAAAAAGAAAAAGAAAAAAGGGAGAGGCCCUCUUGCAUGCGUUAUUAUUUUUGCAUAUUUCAUUAAGAAGUGAUUCUUUGUGGAUUGAAUUUUCUCUCCCUAAUAAAAAUAAUUUCCUUUUUGAAUUAAGGGAGAUUCAACUUGAA